This is a messenger RNA of Colletotrichum godetiae, 525 nucleotides long. RefSeq lists its product as uncharacterized. The transcript has a single exon. Lineage: Eukaryota; Fungi; Ascomycota; Sordariomycetes; Glomerellales; Glomerellaceae. Gene Ontology annotation, molecular function: chromatin binding. The record is from RefSeq and is a predicted model, not a curated record. The coding region runs from base 1 to 525 and encodes 174 amino acids. Gene Ontology annotation, cellular component: nuclear inner membrane.
AUGGAUUCUACACAGCCUUCGCACAGGAAGCAGACCAGGACAAAGCCGCCGAAUGAUGAAGCGUAUGCUGAAGCGGGCAUCGUAGAGGCUGAUCCUUACGUGGAGGAAAACAGUCAUGCCGCGACUGCGAUCGAAGUACUGCCUGGAACAAGGGUGGUCAAGCACAAGCAGACAUCGCAAACAAGCUUUUCACGGACCAGACCCAAGAGGUCGAAGCGCGAAAACGAGCCUAGAGGGACUUCGCGUUCUGUGCCAGCGGGAAAAUACACCGAGGACCCUCUGGAGACCAUCCCAAGCCUUGAUGACAACGUCGAUUAUCUCCAACCAGGGUUUGACGCCAACUCCAUCACUGUGAAAGAGUUGAAGAAAAUAUUCGUUACGCACGGAAUCAAGUUUGAUCAUAGCUCAAAGAAAGAAAAUCUCGUGGCUCUAUUCCAGAGAAAAAUCGAACCCCGAGCUAGUGCUACGUUGAAGAAACGGGCGAACAUCAAACGCUCGGCAGCGGGCAUCGUUGAUGUUAGAUAG